GAGCAACUAGGGUUUUUGGCUUCCUUUAGCGCAGUCGCAGCCGGCGUAAACCGAGGAAGAACUAUCUUAGAGAAAGGAAGCUCCGGUUAUCGUCGUCGUUAUGGGUCGUCUUCAUAGUAAAGGUAAGGGAAUCUCAGCAUCUGCUUUGCCGUAUAAGCGGUCACCCCCGAGCUGGCUCAAGACAACCGCCCAGGAUGUUGAUGAGUCUAUUUGCAAGUUUGCCAAGAAGGGUUUGACUCCAUCUCAGAUUGGUGUUAUUCUUCGUGACUCUCACGGAAUCCCACAAGUGAAGAGUGUUACGGGAAACAAGAUUUUGAGAAUUUUGAAAGCUCAUGGUCUUGCUCCUGAGAUCCCUGAGGAUCUGUACCACCUGAUCAAGAAAGCAGUUGCUAUCCGCAAGCAUCUUGAGAGGAACAGGAAAGACAAGGAUUCCAAAUUUAGGUUGAUUCUUGUAGAGAGCAGAAUCCACCGCCUUGCUCGUUACUACAAGAAGACCAAGAAGCUCCCUCCCGUCUGGAAGUACGAGUCUACUACAGCCAGCACUCUUGUGGCUUAAGAAGCAUGGAGAUUUGGUCAAAAGUCCUUCAAGAACGGCCAUUUCAUUGGGCAGCAUUUGGACCUCUACAUCUGUUUUCGUUAGUUUUUGAUGGGUUACAAAUUUCAGUGAGAUUUUGAAUUUAGGGAUUACAGUCUUGUUUUAUGUUAAUCAUUCUGAUUUUUCAUUUGUCCUUCUCAUACUUCUUCUAUUGCAUAACUUUCAAACUUCUGAAAUUAAAGUUUACAAUCAUCUACAAAUUGCUUUUUAAAUCUCAGCUAUGCUUAUGGGCUAUAAUUGCCUCCUAUGUUAAA
Thlaspi arvense is the source of this 849-nucleotide messenger RNA. NCBI's taxonomy places the organism in Eukaryota, Viridiplantae, Streptophyta, Magnoliopsida, Brassicales, Brassicaceae. The record is from the annotation of a GenBank genome assembly.